AUGCACGAUUGUUCAAAAGGAGAAUCAAUUGCCAAUAUUUCACGGAAUAAUUCUGAAGCAGUACGUUUUCUUUUUUUUGUAAAAAAAUUGAUUCUUGAUAAAAUUCAAAUUUUCUUUCUUUAUUUUUUUCAUUCAUUUUUUCGUUUUUCUUUCUUUCGUUUUUCUUUCUUUCUUUCCUUAUUUUUCUAUCUUCAAUUCUCUCCCAUUCCUUUCUUUCAUUUUCUUCCUUUCUUUUUUCUUUUCUUCUGUUUUUCUUCUUUCAUUUACUUUUUGUAUUUUUUCUUUCAUUUUUCCUUUCGUUUUUCUCUUUCGUUCAAUUUUCCAUUAUAUUUUCUUUCCUUCUUUUUUCUUUCAUUCCUUCUUUCUUUUUCAUUCUUUCUUUGUUUCAUUUCUUUCUUUUUUUCUUUCAUUCUUUCUUUUUUUCUCUCUUUCUUUCUUUCAUUUUCUUUCUUUUUUCUUUUAUUCUUUCUUUCUUUCAUUUUCUUUCAUUCUCUCUUUUUUCAUUUUUCUUUUUCUUUCUUUCUCUCAUUUUCUUUCUCUACUCUUUCUUUCUUUUUCUUUCUUUCUUUCUUUCCUUCAUUCAUAUACUUUCAUUAUUUUUCUUUUAUUCUUUCUUUCUUUUUCUUCCUUUUAUUAUUUCUUUCUUUGUUUCUUUCAUUCUUUCUUUUUUUCUCUCUUUCUUUCUUUCAUUUUCUUUCUUUUUUCUUUUAUUCUUUCUUUCAUUUUCUUUCUUUUUUCUUUUAUUCUUUCUUUCUUUCAUUUUCUUUCAUUCUCUCUUUUUUCAUUUUUCUUUUUCUUUCUUUCUCUCAUUUUCUUUCUCUACUCUUUCUUUCUUUUUUCUUUCUUUCUUUCUUUCCUUCAUUCAUAUACUUUCAUUAUUUUUCUUUUAUUCUUUCUUUCUUUUUCUUCCUUUUAUUCUUUCUUUCUUUGUUUCUUUUAUUUUCUUUCUGUUUUUUUCUUUCAUUUUCUUUCUUUAUUUUUUCUUUCUUGCUUUCAUCUUCUUUAUUUUUCUUUUAUUUAUUCUUUCUUCCAUUCAUUUUCUUUUUUUCUUUUUCAUUCUUUCUUUCUUUCAUUCUUUCUUUCUUUCAUUCUUUCUUUCAUUCAUUUAUUUUAUUUUUCUUGCAUUCUUUCUUUCUAUUUUUCUUUUUCUUUCUUUAUUUCAUUUUCUUUCUUUUUUCUUUCUUUCUAUCAUUUUCUUUCUCUAUUUUAACUUUCAUUCAUUCUUUCUUUUUUCCUUCGUCCAUUCUUUCUUCCAUUUUUCAUUCUUUAUUUUCUGUCAUUCUUUCUUUCAUUUUUCUUUCAUUAAUUUUCAUUUUCUUUCUUUAUUUUUUCUUUCAUUCUUUCUUUUUUCUUUGA
Messenger RNA from Acanthosepion pharaonis, 1356 nucleotides. The record is from the annotation of a GenBank genome assembly. NCBI's taxonomy places the organism in Eukaryota, Metazoa, Mollusca, Cephalopoda, Sepiida, Sepiidae.